Messenger RNA from Eleginops maclovinus (Patagonian blennie), 9093 nucleotides. RefSeq names its product F-box only protein 33. The record is from RefSeq and is a predicted model, not a curated record. NCBI's taxonomy places the organism in Eukaryota, Metazoa, Chordata, Actinopteri, Perciformes, Eleginopidae. Bases 130 to 1608 code for a protein of 492 amino acids. Gene Ontology annotation, molecular function: protein binding. The transcript is spliced from 6 exons. Gene Ontology annotation, biological process: positive regulation of protein ubiquitination.
AACGACUUGUUUGCACCCAGAGGAAGAAGCGUUGGUGUAAUCUGUAGCUGCAGCACCAAUUUUUUAAAACGGGUGUACCAUUUAUAUUAUAGCUGGUUUGUUCUCGCAACGCAGCUUUCAUAGCUCGCCAUGGCUCUGUGCGGGGGUGUCGGAGCCAUGGCUUUGCCCAGCGAGCUUAUCGUACAUAUAUUCUCCUUUCUGUCCGACCGAGACAAGCUCCGGGCCUCGGCGGUGUGCUCCCGCUGGAGGGAGUGUCUCUUCUACCCGGCGCUGUGGACCGAGCUCAAGCUGCGAAUAGGUGGUGGUUGUAACGGCGGCGGCUCCAGCUCAGAGGAGACCCCGAAGCUGGAGUUCCUCAUGCGUAAGUUCGGUUCAUUCGUGCGGGAGCUGCAACUGGAGCUUGCCCCGGUGGAGGGAUACCUUAGUCCCCUGAGCAACGACCCGUCAUCCCCCAGGAUGGACCAGCCAGACAACGACCCGCAGCUCUCCGAGCGAUGGAGGGACGCCAUGGCCACCUACUUGGACCAGGUGUUGUGUGUGUUCUCCAGCACCCGUAACAACAGAAACCUGCGGAAGCUGAGUCUGUAUGGAGACACCUGCGUUCUCCAGCAAGAAGGACUAUUGGACAGCUCCAACCUGCACCAAAUUCACCAGGGGGAUAAAAAGAUCAAUGAAAUCCAGCAGUCGUUCAUGGAGCUGCUGUCCAACUGCAGGCAGCUGAGGUGGUUGUCCUGUAGCUUCAUGCUGGGUCUGGUGACUCCCUGCUCCCUCGCCUGCCUGUCAAACCCUUCAGCUGAGACGCUGCGACACCUCAGCCUACUGGACCACCAGCUGGGUCCCCUCAUCUCACCCUCAGAGUUAAGUCGUCUGUCUAAUCUUCGUUCUCUGGCUCUGGAUUUCUCCGAUUUGACAUCCGAGCUCUGCGCUCUGCUGGCAUCUCCGCGCCGAAUUCCGCUGCACCGCCUCUCCCUGCUGCUCAACGGCGCCGCCCUGGAGUUCAAACCGCUGCAAGGGACCGCUACAGAGGAUGAUUGGAAAGCACUGAUUCGUUCGAGCAGCAACCUGCGAGUGUACCUCAUGGCCCUGGAGGUGGACAGCUCCGAGCUCCUCCGAGUCCUGAAGCCCAGCCUCCCUCUGGAGCGCCUCCACCUGGACAGUUACAGCACUCUGGUGACCGACGGCACGUUGGAGCUCAUCUCUCAGCAGUACAACAAAACACUGACGCACUUCCUGCUCCUGAGGGACGACCCCGACUUCCCUGACCUCAGCAUUAAUCGGAAUGAAGACCCCCUGGUCCUGUUGGCUUGGAGAUGUACUCAGCUGGCUGUACUGGUUUUACAUGGUUACACUGUCUGGUCCCAUAACCUGGUGGCCAUCUCUCGGCUGCGGGGCUCCAGCCUCCGCGUCCUCACCGUGUCCGAGGAGAGCAUCGACUUUGACCCGGACCAAUCCGUGUGCAUGGAGGGCGACCCGGUCCACAACCUGGUGAAGGAGGUCUCUCUGGGCCUCGGCCGCGUGUGGCACCCCUGCCUGGACUCCAGCCUGGUUUUGUCCGAACCCACCCAGCACUUCCACCGCGAGCUGCACGCGUUCAGCAUGGGCAUGUAGGCAGGUCCAACACAGCACAGCCUACACAGUGUCAAGACCAGGCCAGACCAAACACACCUCUGAACCAGUCCCCGAAGCAGCGAGACAUGUAAACUGGAUCUUAAAACAAUCAGUGAAAUGAUUGUUUUUAUUUGACUUUUUAUUCUUUGUGUUUUUCUUUCACUGGGCAUUUUAGCACCCCAUCAAGUCCUACCAUUUUCAAAACGAUUUCCUGUUUAGGUGCUUUGAUUAUCUAGCUAGCCAGCGACUUGGGGGAAACAGAUCAAUCUUUUGAUGUUUUAAAUAUUCUACAAUAUCCCUUUAAAACUGGUUAUUCUAAUAAAGUGUGAUAUUUAUUUAGUUUAAAGGCCUACCGAUCUCUGGCCCCUGACCAUAUACAAGACUUUAAUCAUCAACCCUUUUUUUUUGCAAACAUGGGUUACUGCACCUCAAAAUGCUCAAUCUGGUCUGGUCUUGAUCGACAAGUAUUCAGAGCUCAAUGUUUCUCCUUCACCGUAAAAACCUCCAGAGCCUCUGUGUGUUUUUCUUUUCUUUCUUUUUUUUGACUGUUUCUCAUAGCUCCUCGCUCUGUGUAUAAUCUUGUUUUUCCUGUGUGGUGGUUCCCUUGCCCAUAUAGGCUUUGUGUGUAUUUAAAUACAGAAAUAUUAUUGUCUUGCACACAGCUAGAAUAGGACAGGCAGGUUGAGUUAUGGGACGGUGGGAUUCAGAGGGGGGAGUGCUUUGGUUGUGAGCGUGUUUUUUUUUUCGUUUCCUUUUUCUUUUUAAACCCUUUACGAGACUGGAGCAGACUGACAUACCAAUGCAGAGAAAAAGUUAGAGUAUGUAAGCUAACCACUCAAUCACUUCCUGGAUAAGGCAUCCUGUAGCUGCUUCUUCUGUUGCUCUCUUGUCUACUAGAUUGAGCCGUGGCAGCAAAAUGGGAAUAUCCACUGCUAUACUAUGACCCUGAUGUAUUUAAAUGGUUUUAUCAAGGAUUUUGAGCCCCUUACCAAUGGUAUUAUGGAGAAUAUUGUUACAUACUUUUAGCCAAUACACUCCCCCAGUUGCCGACUUUUUGAGAAACCUUGCAAGUGAAUCAAAUGGGGAGCCUCGUCUUCCAACAGACAUUCAGAGCGCAACUCUAAUAGUCACCCACAACAAUACAAAGCCCCCUGCUUUGUUGGAUCUGUAAAAAGCUAGUGCAGUCUUUUAUCUUGUUCUACCUUUGCUCUCUUUUGGUCAAGACUUACUGACUGGUAUCACUGGUUCCAGAAUAUUCAAAUGUGAAGUACCAGUUUAAAGAGAAGAAAGGGAGAGUGCAUCAAAAUAUAAAUGGACUCUGAGAUUACAAAACCUGCAUAAUCCGGAGGGGAAAGUAGGUGUUCAUUUCAAUAGAUAAAUAUAUAUUUUAGGUAUCUCUGACUCCUUCCAAAGUCUGAAACCAUUAUUCUGAAGGCACAGCUUCCCUAACUACCAAACACAGGUUUUGCAAGUAUGCUAAGAGACUUUUAGGCAGAAACUAGCAGUGUGUUUUGCUUGUUUUGGUGUAAAACAUUUCAUGAUUUAAGAACAGCGGAAAGAUAAGGAUGCACUGAAUGUAACUUAACUCUGUUUGCCUGCUGUAAAGCUAUACUUACUAUAGAAAUUUGCUAUAUCGUGCCACAAUAGUCAUUGCUGCUGAAUAACGCAUUUGGAUAUCAUACGUUCCAAUGGCAGCCAGCAUUUGGAUAUUGUUGUUUCCAAUAGCAGCCAGAAUUUCGAUAUCCUAAAUUCCAAUGGCAGCCAGCAUUCUGAUAUCGUAGGAUCCAUGGCAGCCAGCAUUUGGAUACUGUUGGUUCCAAUGGCAGCCUAGAAUAUUUUUUGCAAGAAGCGGCACCUACAGCACAACAAGGUUUUGUUUUCAAAACCUUUUGGCGUUCUUCUGUGGCGAAACUUAUUUUCCGUCAGUCUCAGGUAGGCUUCAACAUCACUAUGACCAGGACCACAGCAGUGAUGAGUUGGGUGUGUGUGAAACAAUCAGUUAGCAUUAGAUACUGUCGUUAUUUUAAUUUUAAUCUCCUCUCGAGUCACAGUUGCCUUGGAAACAGCCCCCUUGUUUUCUGGAUACAGAUGUUAAUGUUAUUAAUGAUGAUUUUGCCAUCUUUUAAUCCAUCGCUCCACCUCGGUUGGCGGGGAUCAGCGAACCUUAUCAUACAUUUGUUUUCAAAGAUUAAGGUUGAUCAAGACUGGCAGUGUGCUCCUUGCACAUGUUUUAUGAUAACUCCAGUAGAGUGUGAGGGGAAAGGGAUUGACCUGCAGGGCCCGAAUAAUGUCUGAAACUGAAUGUAGUCUGUUUUCUGGGGUGGAAUAACUUUGGCCACAACUUUGAUGGAUUCAUAGUCGCCUGAAUCAUCUGAUACUAUCUGUUGGAUAAGAGUGAGAUGACUUUAUUCUAACAAACAAAAUAAAUGUUAUCCAGGCUCUUGAAGUGCAACCAUGCCAUGGUCAGCCCUCAAGCCGGGCUCGUCCGACCACAUAUCUUCCUUAUUGUACGACCAGUGGAUAACUGGGUUCAAUCUGGUUGUGAUUUGCUGAUGUACUUCAAUCUUAAUAGGGUAUUGCUUCAGUUUGGUCGGGCAGUAGAGCGCCCUACUUUCAGACACAAAUGCCGUCACCUAGCCAUCGCCUGCAAAGUUAGCCUCCCAGAAUGGCGUCAGCUUGCUUGUUUUGCACAUCACGGCACUUUAGAGGUCUGGGCAAUGGCAUCAGAGACUGUGAAGCUCCAUAUCCAGGUCUGUAGUUUACAAGGUUGAAGUGCGUUUUUUUCAUAGACUGAUAUGGAUCCUGAGUUAUACAGUGUGCCAGCACUUUGCUUGGUUCAGAAUGAAUUGGGUUGCAGUGGUGGUUGGUUACCAAAUGUUACGUCAUCGGUUAUCAAUGGUUUGGCAGUGAUAAUCUCUCUUUGGUCCAUAUCUCAGGAUAAAUGCACUCUGGUACCAAGAGUUCCUUUUUAAAGGCUGUAUAUAGAGCACUCAGAGGGGAGAGCAAUGCCAACAUAACACUUUCAAACCAAACAUGUUUUUAAUCCUUUUUCUCUUCCUCCCCUCCUUGGAUGUUUCCUCUCGUGUUGUUUUUUUAGAACUCUACAUUUAUCCUUUAUGUGAGAGAUUCAAGCUGUUCGUAUUGUGUAUAGGCAUCACCUGAGAUGAAGGGAAACGGUAGAAUGUAAUUUAAAACUAGACGGUGAAUUGAGCUGGUGAAAUGGACAUUUACAAACACCAACACCAGCCUCACCUUCUGUGUGUGCUUCCUCUUAUGGAUCCUUUAUGAAGUCCCCACAUGUUAUUGGCUCCAUAUUGAAGUCAGAUGCCACUAAAGCUGGGUUUUCUUUGGCCAGAAUUAUAACAAAGGUUCUGUGGUUUUAACAGAACGGAUAAAAUAUUUCCACUUGAAAUAGAUAUAACUCACUUCCGUACACUUUUGAGGGAAAAAAAGUCUUCCUACAAGCAGGCGCCAGUACAUAUUCUUUAUCAAAUGUUAACGUUUCGACAAUUUGUACAGUAGAAAUCUUCCUCAAUACUAGAAUUGCAGAGAUAAACACUUCGUAGACGAUGUGUGUGAGAGCAGAAGGUAUCGCGAAAAUAAAUAUAUAGCGUUUUAAAGGCUACCAUCAUCUAAAAAAUACCUUGGUCCCUGGUCCAUAUUUGUCAUCCCUCACAUCUCAACAUUGAGCAACGUGUUCCUGAAAGCUCCCUGAGUGUGAAUGCUUUUCAAACCUCUGCUCUCCCCAGCUUUGUGUCGUUUGUAGUCAUUGUUAGCUUAAGGGAUGCAGCAUUAGCUGCUACAAUAGCUAGGGAUUCAGAACAUGUUUCCGCACACGCAUGUCUUGGAGUGUACCUGUAUUUCUUGUGCUUUUCAUCUAACUUUCUAGUAGAAAAAUGUGUUUUCAGUAUGGGCAUGUGAGAGUGUUUAUGGGAGGGCCUGCUCACGUUCAGGAGUGUAGUCUUAUCACUACCUCGGCAGGAAACAGCAACAGAAAUCUAUCGUUCUCAGGGUACAAUCGACUUUCAAGAACAGUGGGAGGAGGAGGUGGGAAGGUCAGGGUAGCUCAGGCCUUUUUAAUCUCGCUUGUAUGAACGGUAGGAGUCACUGGAUCUGUUCUCCACACCUUGAUGUGUUUUUUUAAAGCUGCCAAAGACCAGAGUGGAACAAACAGACACAAGUCUAUCUGAAGUGCCCAUACACACGCUGGCAGGAGGCUGGUCCAGUAUUCUCCUUCUUUCUUCUUGCUCUCAGUGACUCCUCGUCUACUAACUACUACCAAUCUGUUGAUGGACUGUACUAUGCUGGACCGGGUCACAACAGUGUGAAAAGAAACCAAAGCGGACCUGGCCAAUGUUGCGCUGAUUCAACGAGUAUUUGCUAUCUUGGGAUUCUGAGUCUACACUGCAUAUAGCAAAGAGAGGCCUUUCAAAUCCAGUGCCGUACGUUUUUUUAGGCUUAUACUCUUCUCUUUGUUUUCACUGUGAGUGAAUGUAGGAGGACGAGGUCUAUCUCAGAACACUUCAGGGACUAAACACUCCCUUCCAUGCUUCCUGGAGCUACUUUCUGACCGAUUUCAUUGUAGCUUCACCAGGUGGGACACAGGCCAGCGUUCUGAUCUGAUAUGUUGCCUGUGUCCAAGGUCAUACUUGAUGGAAAAGUGUUUGGCAACCAGGCUUGCGGAGCUGUAACGUGAUUUGCUGCUAGAAAUCUGCCAGGGAACGGGACAUUCCAUGCGGGGGUCAGUUGGACUUUCAAACCGUUUACGUCUGCAUGAGACUAAGAGUCUCUAUAAAUACAUAUAUUAUAUAUUUUUUAUUUAGAGGUCUGUUUUUUGGAGGGUUUACAAGACGCAGAUGGUGUUGACUACACACCGAUUACCAGCUGGUCUGAGCAGAGUGGAGUUCUCUUACCGUGGUUCUAUCGUGCGUUUCUGCUGAAACCCUUUCUGGGUGUUUUUGUGUCUGGCACACAAAAGGUUACAAUCGUGUUAGCAACUUACCCCAACUAUGCUAAAUACAGUUUACAGACUGUUCUUCACAUUAAAUCAACCAUCUAGGGUAAAGAACAUCGCAAUACAGAAAGGGGAAGUUCUUCCGGAUACGUGACGGUGAAAGCACCUGGUGUCUGGGAAUUAUUUAUACACCAUGUGCAGACCGACGUUUGUGUAUGACCAUACUAUACUGUGUGUACACAAGAAGACUGAUAGAGCCUUAUUUUUAACGAGUUCUGCCAUUUUAAAAACGAUGGUUUGAAGGCUAUAAAUGAGAUGCCGGUUAUGCAGGAGAUCAUUACCAGCAGUUACUGUACAUCAACGCACCUGUUGACAUUUUUUUCCGUCUUUGAUAUGCAUUCGUACGUAAAUAUAGCCUGAUGGGAUGGCAGAGGAAACGGGGAUCUGGGUACAUCUGUCCGAGUGUUAGGUUGUACACUUACUCGCCAACGAAACGGACAGGAGUGUGUGUUAUUUUAGUACCAAAGCAACAGACUGUCAGGUCUGCAUCAGUCUAAACAGGCUCCGAGCCCGGGCAACACCCACCCGUUUCAUUUCCACUUUGCUCGCUGCUCAGACUCGAUGCCAACUUGAUUUUUUUUUAAUGUCAACUCUCGGGACAUUUGCAAUGUUUUGAAAAUAGCUGGAAAAGAGCUAGUUUAGACGCCUAAAGCGGUGACGUGUUUCUGUAAGGAUUAGGAGUCGGGGCCUCCUCGUCACAAUGUGAGAUUUCAGACGGGUAUUUCUUAUGUUUUUACCUAACACCAUAGACUACUACCAUUACAUGCAAGACUUUGAAUAGGCUCACACAGGGCUGGACUCAGGCAGGAAUGUGAGGAAACAUCCUGAUGUAUGUUUCUGUUACUUGGGAGGAAAAACACUGGAUGUGCAUUGCACUGGUAUAGAAUAACAGAUAUAGAUAUGUGUGUGUAAUAUCUCAGCGGAUGGGAGGUUCACAGAGCAGAAAGGCUUUACUUGCCACAUUUAUUUCUAGAGAAGAAACAACAAAAUGGCACUGAUAGCAUAACCCGGCCAAACUCCUGUCAGUCGCCGCGGCGCACACCCCCGGGGGUCAACAAACUGAUAGAUCUUCAUGCUCAGUGCCAGCCAACUAUCUUCGUUUAGAUCUCAGCUACUGUGGCUCUGAUGUUUUUGGCCUCUAAACAAAGUCUAUCUUGUCAAGUCUGGAGAGCCAAACCUCCCAAUUAGCCCGGCAGGCAGGCCAGCCGCACAACUAUGCAAGAGGAAUGCAUAUAAUCCACACUCUUCUAUUAUUUUGUUUGUUUUUCUUUCUUUUUCUCUCACUGUCACGCAGUACAAGUGAACUAUAAAGAACUUGCAAUGACAAUACUUGGCCUUAUGAUGAUUUCUGAAAUCUUUAUCAUUUUAAUUUUAAGAUCUUUAUUUUUUGUUGUUUGAUUCUGGUCAGCCAGCCCAGCAACAGCAGCGGUGACGGCGGGCUCACUCUUGGUCUCUGUGAGACCGGCUAGACGGCCCCAGUUUUAUCGUGGUACGAAUGUUGUGCAUUUGUUUAAAAUCAGGACAGUUUGCAAUAACAGCAGUCUUACUAGUGGCCACAAAGGGGCACGAGCAGUGCUGACAGCACCCGGCUGCGUCUUUAGAAAACCAUAGAGGAAGAAAUAUAAACUAUAUAAAUAUAUAUAUAUAUAUAAACUCACACAGUGCAUAUUUGUAUUAGGUAUCAGCAAUGCAUUACCGUGGUAUACUUAUGCAACACAUGUCCGGGUUCAAUUUAUGAACAUGAAGUAUAUUAUAGAAUUCACACAGACUUUGUAAAAUCAGAAGCUAUGUUGUUGUGUGUUUUAUGCGGGAAAAAAUGGUUUUACCAUCCUUAAUGUUGAAUAUUCUGAGCGUUAUGUUCCUGUGGGAUUGUGUUUGUUUGUUAAAGUGAGCACAUAGCAGUAUCUUCUUUCUGUAAGCAGGGAACCAGACGUAACCCGAAACACAGCUGGACCAGAUUUCAAACCACACGGAGCAUAUUUUAAAUAUCUUUUGUUUCUUAAAUUGCCUAAUCUGAUCUGUACGCGGUUUUACAAACACAAGCGUUAGUAGCGGCAUGGAUUAAGACCAGCAAAGAAAGGUUCCACUCCAAAAACUGUUUGUUCACAUAAGAGAAUGUUUAGUUGAGAACUUGGCUUGAUCUACGUCUGUGAAACCGCUCUUAAUUAAAUUUAGACUCAUAUAAAACCCAGAUUUGAAACCUUUCCAGCUGUUUUGUUUUUUUUUGUUUGUUUUAGUCUGCAGGGAAACAGUCCUCUCCAGCUGAGAGGACAGAUUUUAUCUUAGUGAACCGUGUUCAUUCAUGGUUGUGUUUUUGAGAAAAGGGAGGGGAUGUUACAAACCUCCAUGUAAAACCUCUGUACUGACAGCUGGGGUACAGUUGAGGGGUCAACCUGCCGAAUAUUGAUUUGAAUUACUGUUGAAUGAAUGCUUCUCUUCUUUUAGUCAAUGAAUAAAAGCAUUAAAAAGUU